Molecule: messenger RNA, 1710 nt
Organism: Cryptomeria japonica (Japanese cedar)
Lineage: Eukaryota; Viridiplantae; Streptophyta; Pinopsida; Cupressales; Cupressaceae
Exons: 6
Coding region: 244-1191 (315 amino acids)
Molecular function (GO): nucleic acid binding; zinc ion binding
Source: RefSeq, a predicted model, not a curated record
CUAAAAUGUUGUCUUAAUGCUGUUAUGAUGCUGCUUAUAAUUCUUGGUAUAUUAGGGAUCAGCCCCCUAGUUAACAUUGCUCAAGAAGCAACAUAGGAGUUGACAGAAUUUUUCUCGCUGACGGCGAGAUCACAGUAAAGAAGAUCAAAGUGCAUAUUAGAUAGAUCUUGAGAGCUGGUUCUGACGAUAUAAGAUUUACGUAAAGGAGACAAAUCGAAUAGAGUUGUCGGCAUUAGCUUCAGCAUGGGCAACAAGAGACAGCGUUUGGCUCGGCAGAAGUUUAUAGAGUCUCACCCAAACCCUAAUCCUCCUCCUCCAGCAGGAGAUGAAAACACCAAGAAGAAGAAGAAGCGCAAGCGCGAAGGAGGAGGAGGAAAAGCGGGUGAGAAGGGAUUCAAAAGAGCGCGGACUAAAACCCUGGGGAAACAUCCUCUGAGAGUGCCUGGAAUGAAACCAGGAGACGGGUGCUUUUUUUGUCACUCCAAAGAUCACAUUGCAAAGUACUGCCCCCAAAAAGCUCAAGCAGAUAACAAAAAGAUAUGUUUACUUUGUCGGGAACGAGGCCACACUUUGAAGCAUUGUCCUAACAGUCAAGAAAGUCAAGAAACUGCAUAUUGUUAUAAUUGUGGUGAGACAGGACAUCGGCUCUCUAAAUGCCCUGAGCCAAUUAAAAAUGGAGGAACAGCAUUUGCAGAAUGUUUUCUCUGCAAGGAACGUGGACACUUGAGUAAGAAUUGCCCAACAAACUCACAUGGAAUAUAUCCAAAGGGUGGAUCAUGUAAGGUAUGUGGUGGUUUGACACAUCUAGCGAAAGAUUGCCCAGAGAAGCUUAAGCGGAAUAUCGCAAGUGGUCAAGGCAGAACAAGACUUCAAAUUUCAAAAGAACCUGCAGUAGCAGCCAAGCCUGGUGAGCAGGGGCAACGGAUUGUAUUUCGUAGUGGAGAUGAUUUAGAAGAUGAUUUCGCUUUAGAAGAUAAUAAUAUUAAAGCCAGUGCUAAUGGCCAUUCAUUUGACUAUAGUAAAGUGGAUGAGUUAUCAUCCAAAGUUGAGAUGGAGCCACUGAAGUUGAAAGGCACUGAAAAGAAACAUUUGAUGGGACAAACAUGCAAAGUUCUGGCAAUUAUCUUCAAAUGGAACUUCUUUGGUAAUGGGUUUAAGCUUCUUGGCAUUACUUCGAGAUUGAGAUUGUAACACCUGGCAGAUCUUCUCUAAAUCUUAUUUUGGUGGCAUUUCACAGCAUGCAAAGUUCUGGCAAUUAUCUUCAAAAUUGACUAAGAAGACACCCCGUCCUUGGGGAUUUGGUAUGGCUGCUUCAAUUAAUUUCUCAUCUUGUUAUCUUGUUACACAUGCUUUUGUCUUUAGGGUUUUCUUCAUGGAGUUGUUCAGAUUUUUCUUGCUUCAUCACCUCCAAGCUAAUAGGAUUUCACCACACUAGUGAGAUUGCACAAUGUGGUGGAAUGCUAUCAAAUUCCUUCCAUGGAAAUUUUGAAAGCUUAGGUUCUUAGAGAUUAGGUUUCUCUUGUUCUCUAGGUCUUCAAUCCCUUGAGUUAGUGAGAUCAUGUCAUGCCAUGUGGCAUUCUCAUUAAAAUACUUUCAUGAGACUGAUUGACAAUUAUUUGUUUUUGUUCAUGUUAAAAUAUCCUAUAAAGCGAGAUGGCGUUGUGUGGCACAAUCUAGUUAAAUUUUAGUUAGCACUUCUUUUUUUGAAUC